GACUGCACUAUUGAGUGAGCUCCUACAUCAUCAUGUGCUCCUGUUAACAAUUACUUAAAAUCCCGGCUAAAAUGAAGCAUUUCUGGCCGUUAAGAAAGGAGACAGAAAUAGUACGUCUGCUCUUUUCUAGUGUCCGAGAAACUUGCCAAAGCGCGGAGCUCACGUGUACAUACGUGGCUUGCGCAUGUGUGCGGUAUUUUCUCUCUUUGCUGCUUGCAUUUCAAAUCUGACCUCACUGACUCCGAAUCGACUCUGAUCCGCCGGUUUGGUAUUGGUUUUGUUCUGUUUUGUUCGAGGCACAGGUAAACAUGUCACCGUUACGCAAUUCCAGCGGCGAUUCUGGUUCGGAAUCUGAUAAUGCCUCUGCAUCUUCGAGAUCGAGUCGCAGUGGUAGCCGAGCGUCGCAAGCUCCGGUACGAACUUCGAGCAAUGCCAGAAGUGAACACUCGGAGGACGAAAACGAGGCGCCGGCUUCACCUGUCGGUUCGGCAUCUAACGCUAGCGGCAGCCGCGCUUCGAGAUCUACCAGCCAAACGGUCGAGUCAAACAAAUUGGAUGGCAGUCGCAAGUCAGGAAGCCCAUCAUCGCCAGUCGGGUCUGGGUCCAGACGUUCCAGCGUAGGCUCUGUUCAGAGCGAGAAGUCUGGUUCUUCGAGGUCCAGGAGCGGCAGUCCGAAGUCAGUGGCGUCCAACAGUUCGAUAGACUCUCAAAAAUCUCCCAGAUCGCGUUCGCAAUCUCCGCAUGGGAGCGUACGUUCCUCGAGUCCAAAAUCGCCUGUCAGUUCGAGAUCUGCACAUUCCGAAGCUAGAGAAAGGAAAUCCAAGACUCCUGCUUCACCAGCCUCCAAUGCUUCCGGUUACGAUUCUCCAAAAAGUCGUAGAUCUAGGAGCGUUUCGUCUCAAAGAAGCAAUAAGUCAGCAGGUUCCGCAAGUCCAGCGGAAAGAAGAUCAAAUUCUUCCACGCCUUCGAGAAAAUUCGACAAAUCGGCAGAAAGAUCAGGUUCUGAAAAGUCUGACGAUAAAAGGUCGGGAUCCAAAAGUCCUAAAAAUGAUAAAAGCGACAAUGAAUCAAACAAAUCCUUCAAACAGACAGAUAACAAUCAGAGUUCAAAAUCCGACGAAAGCGACGAAGAGGAAAUGAAACCUAAACGACGAGACAGCGGUUCCGGUUCAGAUCCAGAAAAACCAGUUAAACGAUCUAAAGCGAUAAUAAAUUCAGAUUCCGAGAAUGAGACGGGAGACAAAGAGAAUAGUGUUGCUCCAACCGCGGAUGCAUUGUUCGGCGAUGCGAGUGACAUUAGCACAGAUGAUGAAAAGGAGAAGAAGGAAGAAGGAAAGGAAAAAGAACGGAGUCGUAGUCGGAGCAGAAGUAAAAGCAAAAGUAGAAGCAGAAGUCAUAGCAGAAGUAGAAGCAGAAGUCGUAGCAGAAGUCGAAGUCGGAGUCACAGUCAAGGUAGAUCCGAGAGCGGUGGUGAAGGACCAAGUCAUCGAACUAUUAUCGAGGAUGAGGAAGAUAAAGAUAAGGAAGAAGAACCAGAGCCACCACCAGAAACUAGAAUUGACGUGGAAAUUCCAAAAAUUACGACCGAUCUCGGACGCGAAAUUCAUUUCGUGAAGUUGCCGAAUUUUUUGUCCGUUGAAACGAGACCGUUCGAUCAUGAGACCUACGAGGAUGAAAUUGAUGAGGAAGAAACUCUGGAUGAGGAAGGUCGAGCGCGACUGAAGCUCAAGGUUGAAAAUACACUGAGGUGGAAAGAAACGUUUAACAACGAGGGCAAAGUGGCGAAAGAGAGUAACGCGAGAUUCGUCAAGUGGUCGGACGGUAGCAUGUCGUUGCAUUUGGGUUCGGAAAUUUUCGACGUGUACAAACAGCCUUUACAGGGCGAUCACAAUCACCUCUACAUUCGCCAAGGCACCGGUCUGCAAGGCCAAGCAGUGUUCAGAACGAAAUUAACUUUCCGACCGCACUCCACCGAAUCGUUUACGCACAGAAAGAUGACUAUGUCUCUGGCCGACAGAUCGCAAAAGACUUCUGGCAUUAAAGUUCUUUCUCAAGUGGGAAUGAAUCCGGAUCAAAACAGAUACGAGAUGAUAAAGAAAGAAGAAGAAAAGCUACGUAUGGCUAUGCGAGUACAAAAUAAAACGAAGAAGAGUACUGGCGGCACCAGGAACACCAGCCGUGCCAUGGGAGCAUACAGCGGUGAUGCUUAUCACGAUGAUGGCUCUGAUGACGAGGGUGCAAUUUCGUUGGCAGCAAUAAAAAAUAAAUAUAAAAAAGGCGCAGCGAUUCCUUCUAAAGCUUCGAACAUUUAUUCUUCAGACGAGGAAGGAUCGGACAUUGAAACGCAUAGACCUAAAAAGAACACUAAAGGAAAAGUACUUAAAGAUUCAGAUGAAGAAUCCAACUCUGAAAGUUCUGCCGGAAGCGGCGGAGACGAUAAUCAAGCAGAUGAUGCAAGUGAUUGAAAUGUAUACAUAUUGUAUAGUAAAUAAUCUUUUUAUAAGUAAAUUAAGUGAAUAAACGUCUUAGUAAAACAAGUGUUUAAGUGAAUAAACGUCUUAGUAAAACAA
Molecule: messenger RNA, 2570 nt
Organism: Linepithema humile (Argentine ant)
Lineage: Eukaryota; Metazoa; Arthropoda; Insecta; Hymenoptera; Formicidae
Gene: Atu
Product: Another transcription unit
Biological process (GO): positive regulation of transcription elongation by RNA polymerase II; transcription elongation by RNA polymerase II
Cellular component (GO): Cdc73/Paf1 complex; nucleus
Molecular function (GO): RNA polymerase II C-terminal domain phosphoserine binding
Source: RefSeq, a predicted model, not a curated record